GACAGGCCUGGACAUGGAUCACCUGAUGGUGCUGUUUCUAUUGCUGUGGAGCUCAGGACUCCCGGCUGAAGAAAAACACAACUCAAAAGAGUCUGUCAGGUUGGUGGGAAGAGGCAGUCGUUGUGAAGGAACACUGGAGGUGAAACAUCAGGGAGACUGGAGACCCGUGGGUGACAUUUACUCUGAGUGGACCCUGAAGGAAGCAGCUGUUGCCUGUUCACAGCUGGACUGUGGCGCUCCUGUUUCUGUAGGACAUAAAGUGAACUCUUUAGACAUAGCUGUGUGGUGGAUCAGGCCUGACUGUGUUCAGCCUGGAUCUGCUUUGAGGGAGUGUGCAAAAUCAGAUUCCUCUACCAACCUCCUGUUUCUCAGAUGCGCAGACUCUGUCAGGCUGGUGGAUGGGAUCAGCAUGUGCUCAGGAAGACUGGAGGUGAAGACGAACCAGUCUAAUCAGAGGUGGUCCUCAGUGUGUGAAGCUGACUUUGACCUGCAGGAUGCAGAUGUGGUCUGUAGGGAGAUUGGCUGUGGGUCUCCUUCAGUCCUCCAAGGGGUGCUCUAUGGACAAGUGGAGGCUCCACGGUGGACCAAAGAGUUCCAGUGUGGAGGCAACGAGUCUGCUCUCCUGGACUGUAGAAGCUCAGGCUCAGAUAGAAACACCUGCAGACCGGGCAAAGCUGUUGAACUCACCUGCUCAGAGCCUGUCAGGUUGGUGGGAGGAGACAGUCGCUGUGCAGGAACACUGGAGGUGAAACAUCGGGGAGAGUGGAUACCAGUGAGACGCUCUGAUUGGACCCUGAAGGAAGCAGCUGUUGCCUGUUCACAUCUGGACUGUGGCUCUGCUGUUUCUGUGGGCCAGAGAGAGGUGUCCUCAGACAGACCUGUGUGGAGGAUCAAGUCUGACUGUGUUCAGUCUGGAUCUGCUCUGAGGGAAUGUGCAAUAUCAGGGCACUCUUCCUCCAUCCUGAAUCUGACCUGCUCAGACCUGCUGCUUCAGACCAACAUCUCUCUGUCCUCCUCCAAGGACGAGAUCUCCGAGGCCCAGCAGGACGGGUUUCAGGUGCCCAAGGGCUCCGACUUUACCAUCAGCUGCUCCAUCCAGCCCCAGUACCCACGAGGCUCCUUCCAGCUCACCUUCACCUCCUCCAACUCAGCACACAACUACACCCAGUCAGCUGUCAAUCACUCUGCCCACUUCCUGUUUCCUUCUGCAAAGCCCGCCCACCAAGGAAGCUACAGCUGUGUUUAUCACGUCUAUGCUUUUUCUCAUAACUUCACCUCUGAGAGUCGUCUGCUCUUUCUCACCGUUUUAGAUCCGACACCUUUUAUCAUCAGAGUGGUUGUUCUGCCGCUGACCCUGCUGUUAGUGAACGCUGCCCUUUACUUCUACUAUAAGGCCAGCAGUGGGAAGAUGUCGGGCAGACAGGAGAACAUUAAGCUGGAUGAUUAUAACCUGGGUGCUUAGGGAGCAGCGUAGCACCUCAUUUUAUACCAUAAACUGAAAAAAAUAAUGGACGUAGUAUUGGUGGAUUCACCCUUAUGUUUGUGGACUGCCAUUCUGAAGCUGGGAGUUUGCAUUUUGGCCGUCGCCAUCUCGUUAUUUUGGAGCCAGAAGUGACCAUAUUUAGACAAAAGGAAGGAGCUGGGGAGGAUGAAGUGUCUCUAUGGUAUCAAUGGCACUGCGCUUACUGUAGCUAAACGCUUAAGAGGGAAAUGACACGAGUCAUCCAGCGGAGUUUUACUGGCGGGUAAACGUGGACCUCCGUGUACUAGUGCCGUUCGUCAGCAUGUACAGCAGUACACAGAGCUGGUAAGUAACAAGCUAAUACUAGCGCUAGCUUUUUUGGCAGAACACAAAAAAGACAUUUUAAGCUGACCAAACUUCCAAUUAACUUUGAUGAAGUGAAAACAAACAGUGAGAGGGUCGACGUAAGGGCAUUGGCACAAACAUGGGCAACACCCCAAAACAACUGCGAUAAUGGACACCUCGUCAGGCAUUACCCCCUUACAUAUUGUACAUCUCAUAAGGAAUGUGUUAAUAAACCUUAAAAUGUC
This is a messenger RNA of Perca flavescens (yellow perch), 2052 nucleotides long. Its product is annotated as scavenger receptor cysteine-rich type 1 protein M130. The coding region runs from base 14 to 1462 and encodes 482 amino acids. Gene Ontology annotation, biological process: zymogen activation. The transcript has 8 exons. The record is from RefSeq and is a predicted model, not a curated record. Gene Ontology annotation, cellular component: plasma membrane. NCBI's taxonomy places the organism in Eukaryota, Metazoa, Chordata, Actinopteri, Perciformes, Percidae. Gene Ontology annotation, molecular function: serine-type endopeptidase activity.